AAUUUGCAAUGGUACCAAUACCAAUUUUGCAAUUUCCUCUCAAAAACAAGAUUCUUCAAAUUACUCAAUCUCCUCUGCGUGCCCCCAAAUUUCUGUUCGAAGAUUUAGCUUUCGUAAGCAAUCAACUAGGAUUUACAGCAAUUUCAUCACUAGGUACAGGAAGUAUACGUACGGAAUUUGUGCAUUCUUUGCCAAGUGGUACAAUUCUUUUGACCGGAGUUUUGGUAACUGAGAUUUCUCGAUGAGCUAUAGAGCGAGGUAUCCGCCGCCAGGAAUGGGCGGCGGGAGAGGCGGAGUAAACCCGAAUGUGGGCCCAAACCCUAAUUUUCAACCGAGAAACCCUACGCAGCAGUAUGUGCAAAGGGGUCCGCCGGCGAGUAAUCAGAAUCACCAGUUGUAUCAGAAUCCCCAGCCGCAACAAUGGCCGAGAAGAGCUCAGUUGGCGUCCGCUGGCUCGGACGAGGUGGAAAAGUCUGUUCAAUCAGAAGCCACUGAUUCCAGUUCGCAAGAUUGGAAGACACGCUUGAAGUUACCACCCCAGGACACCCGUUACAGAACUGAGGAUGUUACAGCUACCAAAGGAAAUGAAUUUGAAGACUACUUUCUGAAGCGUGAGUUGCUUAUGGGAAUUUAUGAGAAGGGUUUUGAGAGUCCGUCUCCCAUCCAGGAGGAGAGUAUCCCUAUUGCUCUAACUGGAAGUGAUAUUUUGGCUCGGGCUAAGAAUGGAACGGGAAAAACUGCUGCAUUUUGCAUUCCAGCAUUGGAGAAAAUUGAUCAAGAUAAAAAUUCUAUUCAAGUUGUUAUUCUUGUCCCAACCAGAGAAUUAGCACUUCAAACAUCACAAGUUUGUAAAGAACUUGGGAAACACUUAAAAAUUCAAGUUAUGGCUACUACUGGAGGAACUAGCCUGAAAGAUGAUAUAAUGCGCCUUUAUCAACCAGUUCAUUUACUUGUUGGGACACCUGGAAGAAUUCUUGAUCUUGCGAGGAAGGGCAUUUGCAUUUUGAACGAAUGUUCUAUACUUGUAAUGGACGAGGCUGAUAAGCUUUUGUCGCCAGAGUUCCAACCUUCUAUAGAGCAGUUAAUUCGAUUUUUACCUGCAAACCGUCAGAUCCUUAUGUUUUCAGCUACAUUUCCUGUUACGGUGAAAGAUUUUAAAGAUCGAUACCUGCAAAAACCCUAUAUCAUAAACCUUAUGGAUGAGCUUACCCUGAAGGGUAUAACCCAGUUUUAUGCGUUUGUUGAAGAAAGACAGAAAGUUCACUGCCUCAACACUCUAUUUUCAAAGCUUCAAAUAAACCAAUCUAUUAUUUUCUGCAAUUCUGUGAAUCGAGUUGAACUUCUUGCCAAGAAAAUCACGGAAAUUGGCUAUUCUUGCUUCUAUAUUCAUGCUAAGAUGCUUCAAGAUCAUCGCAACAGAGUAUUUCACGACUUCCGUAACGGUGCCUGCAGGAAUCUUGUCUGCACUGACUUGUUCACAAGAGGGAUCGAUAUUCAGGCAGUUAACGUUGUUAUCAAUUUUGAUUUUCCCAAGAAUUCAGAAACUUACUUACACAGGGUUGGUAGAUCCGGAAGGUUCGGACACCUUGGUUUAGCUGUGAAUCUGAUCACCUAUGAGGAUCGUUUCAACCUGUAUAGGAUCGAACAAGAACUAGGAACAGAGAUCAAGCAGAUUCCUCCGCAUAUAGAUCAAGCAAUUUACUGCCAUUGAUCUGUAAUGACUGCAAAAUACUUUGUCUAUGGACUCGUAACACUGUUAAACUGAAAUAUCAACCGAAGGCGUCCUUAUAAAGCCAUUACAAAGUUUGUGUCAAUUGUCAGCAAGAAAGAUAUGCAAACGAGUAACUGAAAUAUGUAUGAAAUCAUUUGCUGGGAUCGUAAAGCAAAGCUACCUUGGUAGAGCAUUCCAUUUUAGGCAUGUCUCCUCUUAUGAAGUCCUUUAUUUUUUUGUUUCUUUCAUGAAGCAAAUGCCAAAAAGUUUAGAUGAUUUGCCAGUUCAACCAGAUGAGUGCAGUGUAUUAAACCAUUUUAGAUGUGGCAAACAUGUGGAGGCUUAGAAAAAAUGUGUGAAUAUGAUGUUUUAUUCAGAACACAGUUGACACAAUUAAGGUACAAUUAUAGUAAUUGCGCGUUUCUUUUUUUAGUGAUCAACAUCGCAUUUCUUAUUAAAGAAACAUUGACGCCUGUGGAAGACAUUCGAGGAUUGAACGUGAGGAUUUUUAUGAAAUCAUGGUUUUGAUUGUGAAAAGGCAUUAUAGUUGAGAUGAUGAGUCUUUUGAUGCCAAAAUUCUCAAGAUAUUGGCAUUCAUUGCUAUUGGACUCAGAAAGAUAUAGAAUCGCCUUUGGGAUUUUGUAUUCUGUUGCUUUUAGGUAAUGGCUUUUCCAUAUUUUCUGUUAGGGUUAAGCCAAGCUAAUCUGUCUGCCUUUGCCUUUCUGUAUGUUGUUAUUUGCAAAGAACAUGUAUGGUUCCUUUGCUACUUUCUAUAGCUGAGUAUCAAUGUGGGCUAUUCUACUUAGUUUGGUCGAAAGGUAUGAACAUUUUCACGAUCGACUAAUUGAUCAUUACUUUAACCUGACAAUUAGGACUCACUGCAAUUUGCUCAAAUAUCACAUGUUUCAAUGCUAUUUUGCAAAUUCAGCCAUUAUUUUAGCAAGGAGAAAUUGUGAAAAGGAAUCUUCUUUCUGUAGAUGGCGCAGUUGUUGCUGUACAAUUCUUUAUUCCGUUAAAAACUAUCUAUGCUCAAAUUUCUUGAAAUCAAAGUAAAAUAUAUAUGUUUGUAACUCAGUUUUUCUUGGUAAAAGUAGGAUUUUUUUUUUUUUUCUUGAGCUAUAAUUGAGGUGAUAGGAACUUGACGUGUGGUGGCAUAUGGGCGUGUUGAUCCUGAUAGAGGAAUGGCCGUUUUUGGAUAAAUGGUGGUUGGGGUUGGGACCUUUUUAUUUUUCAUUAUUAUUUUUUUUUUCCUUUUUGGUUAAAGAAAGCGAGCGAGUUAAGGUUAAUUUGUUUGAAUUGAUGAAAUUUUAAUCAUCCAUUCCCUAACCUAAAAGUUGUAAUAUGAAUAUAGUUGUUCAACCAAACCGUUCGAGAGCUGGGCUCAGUUCGUUCACAGAUGAGCAAAGCAUGAACUCGUUUAAAGCUUGAUUCAAUAACAAGUCGGGCUCGGUUUGGAUUGUUAAGGUUUGAAAGGAGGAACUUUUAAUAAAUGUUUAUAACUCUGCUAAUUAAGGCUCGAGCUUGGAGUUAAAAUUCGAACUCGGAGUUUUAUUAUUGACUCUCUAAGUUCACUAGCAGAGUUGAGCUAAGCUCAUUAAAGGCUUUAGCUUGAGUUCCGUUCGGUUUAUCUGCACCCUUGCAUAGGAAUAAUGGUCUGGUUAAAAUAAAUUAACAUUGUUAGAGGGCUUAAUAUGCCUCCCAAGUAAGAACAUUCAAUUUUUUAAGAACAAUUUCGAGCAAAAUUGAAUUUUUUAGCAAAAUGUUGGAUCUAUGUUUGCAAAACUGUAUUUACAUUU
Messenger RNA from Striga asiatica, 3507 nucleotides. NCBI's taxonomy places the organism in Eukaryota, Viridiplantae, Streptophyta, Magnoliopsida, Lamiales, Orobanchaceae. The record is from the annotation of a GenBank genome assembly.